CCAUGGCAUCAGUAUCAGAACCGGUUACCUUCAGAGAGUUCUGCCCUUUGUACUAUCUCCUCAAUGCCAUUCCCACAAAGGUCCAGAAGGGUUUCCGCUCCGUCGUGGUCUACCUCACAGCUCUCGACACCAAUGGGGACUACAUCGCGGUGGGCAGCAGCAUCGGCAUGCUCUAUCUGUACUGCAGACACUUCAACCAGAUGAAGAAGUACAACUUUGAGGGGAAAACGGAACCCAUCACAGUGGUGAAGUUGCUGGCCUGCUUCGACGACCUCGUGGCCGCGGGCACAGCCUCCGGGAGAGUUGCUGUUUUUCAGCUUGUCUCUUCCUUGCCAGGGAGAAAUAAACAACUUCGGAGAUUUGAUGUCACCGGUAUUCACAAAAAUAGCAUAACAGCUCUGGCUUGGAGCCCCAAUGGAAUGAAAUUGUUCUCUGGAGAUGACAAAGGGAAAAUUGUCUAUUCUUCUCUGGAUCUAGACCAGGGCGUCUGUAACUCCCAUUUGGUGUUAGAAGAGCCAUCUUCAAUCGUGCAGCUGGAUUAUAGCCAGAAAGUUCUGCUCGUGUCUACACUACAAAGAAGCCUGCUUUUUUACACGGAAGAGAAGUCUGUCAAGCAGAUUGGAACACAACCAAGGAAAAGCACUGGGAAAUUUGGAGCUUGUUUUAUACCAGGGCUCUGUAAGCAAAGUGAUCUGACUUUGUAUGCGUCACGGCCUGGGCUCCGGCUCUGGAAGGCGGACAUCCAUGGGACUGUUCAAGCCACGUUUAUCUUAAAAGAUGUCUUUGCCGGAGGAGUCAAGCCUUUCGAACUGUACCCGCGUCUGGAAUCCUCCAACAGGGGAAGUUGCAGCUUACCUGAGAAGCACCUGGGGCUCGUUUCAUGUUUCUUCCAAGAAGGCUGGGUGUUGAGUUGGAAUGAAUAUAGCAUUUAUCUUCUAGACACUGUCAACCAGGCUACAAUUGCUGGUUUGGAAGGAUCUGGUGAUAUCGUAUCUGUUUCCUGCACAGAAAAUGAAAUAUUUUUCUUAAAGGGAGAUAGGAACAUUAUAAGAAUUUCAAGCAGACCUGAAGGACUGGCAUCAAUAGCGCGAGACAGCCUGGAGACGUCCGGGUGCGCAGAGCAGGUGUCCGGGCAGCGCGCGGAGAAGCCGUCGGUGGCCACGGUUUCUGAGACGAGGCUCAGGGGCUCUUCCGUGGCCAGCUCCGUGGCCAGCGAGCCACGGAGCAGGAGCAGUUCUCUCAACUCCACCGACAGUGGCUCCGGGCUCCAGGCGGCGCCAGAGCCGGGGAGGGGUGGCCAGCCCGCCUCACAGAGAUUCAGCGUGAUCAGCUCAGAAGAGUUUGAGCAGGAGCUCGUGGUGAAGCCGCUGAAAGUGAGAAAGAAGAGGAAGAAGAAGUCAGAAGGUGGAAGCCGGAGUGCCUGCCACAGUUCCCUUGAGUCAACUCCCUGCUGUGAGUUUCCGGGUGACAGUCCCCAGUCCUUGAGCACAGACCUGCUGUCCAUGACCUCAAGUUUGGGCAGCAUCGUGGAUCGCUCGAGCACAGAGUCUCCCGACCGGGAGAGUAACCUCAGCGGAGAGGUGAAUGGUGUCCUGCAGGAGAAUAAUGACCCCGAAGCGUUCAGUGUCCUGGAGGUGCCUGAGCCUGCCCCUGACAUACUGAAUGAAGGGCGUGACAGUAGACCUGAAAGCCCACGAUGGAACCAUGCAGGCGAGACGGAGCCACACAGGGGAGUGUGGACUUCACUCUUGGAGCUGAGAGAGGCUGUGGAAGGCAGUGAUGUUACCGACCUCAGAGAGGAGCCUUGCCCCGCAGACGAGGGACUGAAUAGCAGACAGUCACCCUGGCGAGAACAGGCCCGGGAAGCAGGGGACAUGGAGCCCGAUGACCCCCAAAGCACUUUUUCUGAAGCCCCCUUCCUAGACUCACCCCCGGUGCCUUCAAGCCUCAGCUGGGCCCCCCAGGCGGAGCAGCGGCUGCCGGGGACCAGAGUUGGCGAAGGCAGUGCCGAGGGGCCCGGCAAGGGGCAGGGCUUCCUAACGCACGUGGAGGCCCCCGGCCACCUCGGCUCAUCUCCCUGGCACGCUGUCACUGACAGUGACACAGGCCUAAAGGAAAUGGCGGCCUCGGAACGUGACCUGGGGAGUGCGGGAGGACGGCGGACUCCCCCGGUCUCUGCCUUGGCGACUCGCACCCGUGAGCCGUGGGUGGAGCAGCCUUCCCGGGACCAGGUGUUAACGUCCAGCGACGAGGAGGACAUCUAUGCCCAAGGGUUGCCUUCAUCUUCUUCGGAGACGAGCGUGACUGAGCUCGGGGGUAGUCGCUCCCUGCAGGACCUGAGCCAGCCCGGCACAGAAGACACCGGGCUGCUAAAGUCAGAUCAGUUUGCAGAGAGCUGGAUGGGGUACUCUGGCCCCGGCUACGGCAUACUCAGCCUGGCGGUCUCCGAGAAGUACAUCUGGUGCCUGGACUACAAAGGCGGCCUGUUCUGCAGCGCGCUGCCGGGCGCCGGGCUACGCUGGCAGAAGUUCGAAGACGCCGUCCAGCAGGUGGCAGUCUCACCCUCAGGCGCCCUCCUCUGGAAGAUUGAACAGAAAUCUAACCGAGCUUUUGCUUGUGGAAAAGUGACCAUCAAGGGAAAGCGGCACUGGUACGAAGCGCUGCCCCAGGCGGUUUUUGUGGCCCUGAGCGAUGACACGGCCUGGAUCAUCAGGACGAAUGGAGACCUAUACCUGCAGACAGGUCUCAGUGUGGAUCGCCCCUGUGCCAGAGCCGUGAAGGUCGACUGUCCAUACCCACUGUCCCAGAUCACAGCCCGAAACAGCGUGGUGUGGGCGCUGACAGAGCAGAGGGCCCUCCUGUAUCGGGAGGGCGUGAGCAGCUUCUGUCCUGAAGGGGAGCAGUGGAAAUGUGACAUCGUCAGUGAAAGGCAGGCUUUGGAACCUGUCUGUAUAACUCUCGGGGACCAGCAGACUCUGUGGGCCCUGGACAUCCGAGGAAACCUGUGGUUCAGGACCGGCAUCGUUUCCAAGAAGCCUCAGGGAGAUGACGACCAUUGGUGGCAAGUGAGCAUCACAGACUACGUGGUGUUCGACCAGUGCAGCUUAUUCCAGACCAUAAUCCAUGCCACGCACUCGGUGGCCACCGCAGCCCAGGUGCCUGUCGAAAAGGUGGCGGAUAAACUGCGCAUGGCCUUUUGGUCUCAGCAGCUUCAGUGCCAGCCAAGCCUUCUCGGGGUCAACAACAGUGGCGUCUGGAUCUCCUCAGGCAAGAACGAAUUCCAUGUCGCUAAAGGAAAUCUCAUCGGCACUUACUGGAAUAAUGUUGUUCCCCGAGGGACAGCUUCUGCAACAAAAUGGGCCUUUGUGCUGGCUUCCACUGCUCCCACAAAAGAAGGAAGUUCCUUGUGGCUGUGCCAGAGCAGCAAGGACCUGUGCAGCGUCAGCGCCCAGAACGCUCAGUCCCGCCCCUCCACGGUGCAGCUGCCUCCCGACGCCGAGAUGAGGGCUUACGCCGCCUGCCAGGACGCCCUGUGGGCCCUGGACAGCCUCGGCCAGGUGUUCAUCCGGACGCUGUCCAAGAGCUGCCCCACAGGCAUGCACUGGACGAGGCUGGACCUUUCCCAGCUAGGACCUAUAAAACUGACAAGCCUGGCGUGUGGAAAUCAGCACAUCUGGGCCUGUGAUUCCAGGGGCGGAGUUUACUUCCGAGUAGGAACCCAGCCUCUCAAUCCCAGUCUGAUGCUUCCGGCCUGGAUAAUGAUUGAGCCGCCUGUCCAGCCUGCUGGGGUCACGCUGGUGAGCCUGCACUCCAGCCCCAAUGACCAGAUGCUGUGGGCACUCGACAGCAGGUGGAACGUCCACGUCCGGGUGGGGAUCACCGAAGAGAUGCCGGUGGGGACCGACUGGGAGCACGUGCCAGGGCUGCAAGCCUGCCAGCUGGCCCUGAGCACCAGGACCGUGUGGGCCCGCUGCCCCAACGGCGAUCUCGCCCGGCGGUACGGCGUCACCGACAAAAACCCUGCCGGAGACUACUGGAAGAAGAUUCCCGGAAACGUGACGUGUUUCACAGUGACCUCGUCAGACGAGCUGUGGGCAGUCGGCCCCCCAGGCUACCUCCUCCAGCGGCUGACCAAGACCUUCAGCCACUCUCACGGCGCCCACGGCGGCCACGCCCCCACCCCCCACCCCCCCGAGGACCUGGAGGACGAGUGGGAGGUCAUCUGAAGCAGCGGGGGCAGGGCCGCUCAGGAGGGAGGAAGCCGGCACGCGCAGCGGACGCGGUGCGGUGGUGGCGCUCGCUCUCGGCCAGCCAGGUGGGGCCGGGUCGGACGGCCCACGCUUGCUCUCGUCCGUGUUUCUUUCCGUCUUGUUCCAGAACCCACGGCCUCAGCCGAGCGGCCCGGAGCCGUGGCCAGAGCGGCAGCGCCUCU
Messenger RNA from Puma concolor (puma), 4432 nucleotides. RefSeq names its product tectonin beta-propeller repeat containing 2 (gene TECPR2). The record is from RefSeq and is a predicted model, not a curated record. Gene Ontology annotation, molecular function: protein binding. NCBI's taxonomy places the organism in Eukaryota, Metazoa, Chordata, Mammalia, Carnivora, Felidae.